Messenger RNA from Perca flavescens (yellow perch), 1742 nucleotides. RefSeq names its product transmembrane protein 176 (gene tmem176). NCBI's taxonomy places the organism in Eukaryota, Metazoa, Chordata, Actinopteri, Perciformes, Percidae. The transcript is spliced from 7 exons. The coding region runs from base 331 to 948 and encodes 205 amino acids. The record is from RefSeq and is a predicted model, not a curated record. Gene Ontology annotation, cellular component: membrane.
AGUGCCAGAUAAAGCAGUGGGUUCCUUACCUCAGCUGUAGGCUGUCACGCGGAGGAAACGUUUAGAUGAACUUUUAACGGGGGAAACUAUAGCGACAACAAAAAGUUUCUGGAAUGCACCAAACGAAGUGCGCGGCGAAGGAGGAGCUGAGACGCAGAACACAUUCUCUCUUUCUCUCUUUCUCUCUCUCUCUCUCGCGCUCUCUCUCUCUCUCUCUCCCAUAAACAACACAUCCCCGCAAGCAUCCGCCUGCAAAGAAGAAAAGUCAGGGAGUGGUCGAAAGACACCUGAACUUAAAAAGGACUUUAACUUAUCUCGAGAUAAAAGGCGAUGGCGGUGGAAGUCAGCAGGGAUCUGACGGUGCAGGUGCUGCAGGAUGUGAACGCUGCCAAGCUAAUUGACAGACAGCAGGCGGUGCGCGCUGCUGUCAGGAGAGGAGAGCCCAAAUGUCUGGGGGUGAGCCAGGUGAUGCUGGGGCUGAUGGUCAUGUCCUACUCCAUUCCUCUGCACUUCACUGAGGUCACUGAGGUUGUCCACCUGGGAGUUCCAUGGUGGAGCGGCCUGACGUUCAUCGCAGCGGGAGUGGUCGCUAUCGUCUUGGACAAACACAGCAGCAUGAAGAUUCUGCAGGUGUGUUUGCUGGCGAGCUUUGUGUCCACUGUUCUGUCAGUGGUGGCGGUGAUCAUCUACUCUGUAGACAUAGACAGGAACCCUGAGGUGCUCUGCGUCGAGACGCAGGAUGAAAGCUGCAAUGAGAAGCAAUACGCCACGAGGCUGAGCCGGGGGAUAAAGUCGGCCCUCCUCGUCUUCACUCUGGCCCAGACAGCCAUCUCAGCCGUGCUCGGCUUCCUUCUCUUAAGGCACAGAUGCGGUUUCGGACAGUACGCUUCUCUCAGAGAGGCUGCUCCGACCACCCCCACAUCACUCAACCCCCCCGACCUGAACUGACCAGUCAGCGGACCUGUAGGAUCACUCCUCAUCCCAACCUCUUCCACAGAGCCGACUCAUCCCCUGUUCUAUGUGCAGUGACGUUGACUAUAUGCUUGUAACGAUGACUUAUUCAAUUCAUUUAUUUUAUUUAUAGUGUCAAAUCAUAAAGGACGUAAUCUCAGGACCCUUUCUAGAUACUCUAGGUCUAGACCCAACAUUCCCCCAAGAGCACAGUGCCACCCGACAUGUGACCCGCUGAGAGCGUGACUUUCUAAGGGCUUUUGUGAAUAUUAGAUUACAUAACACGUCAGCCAAGUGAUUCAAAACUUUAUUAAUAAGCAACAGAGCUGUAGUAAAUAAAAUGUAAUGGAAGAAACAAUAAGGGCUCCUGAACACUGCCUGCGUGGCAUGAGCGUGUCCAUUUUUUUUUUGCCCACUCACGCCACGCUCACGCCACGCAGGCAGUGUGCAGGAGACCUAACUCUUACACAUUGGCAUGAUGGUUCAAAUAUGACACCUUGAAAGAUGCAUUAAAGUAGACAGACUGACACAUGAAUAAACAAGGAGAUUGUUUUCUCCUUGGUAAAAGUAUCCCAAGACACUUUUGUGGCCAUGAAAUGUGAAAAUGUCUCCUGAUAAUGGUACCAAACUUUCUGGGUGCAGGCUCUCAGUGCACCUAGGGGACGGACGGAGACAGAGUGGGAAGAAGAAUCUGUCUUAUACACAAAAUAAGUGAUUGCUUAUGUAUUCUCCUCUUUUAUGACACUGUCAACACAUCAAAUGUACAUUAAAAGCUCAAAGCUGACAAAUGA